Molecule: messenger RNA, 942 nt
Organism: Mesorhabditis spiculigera
Lineage: Eukaryota; Metazoa; Nematoda; Chromadorea; Rhabditida; Rhabditidae
Source: the annotation of a GenBank genome assembly
AUGGGAAUGCUGGCCCAGGCGUAUCCAGACGAUGCCGAACGCGGGAGCGCUAUGGGAAUCGCUUUGGGAGGCUUGGCGUUAGGUGUGCUUGUGGGCCCACCCUACGGCGGAGUACUCUAUGAAUGGGCUGGAAAACCACUGCCUUUCAUUCUGUUGGCCUUAUUGACGUUAUUCGACGGAAGUCUCCAAUUCAUGGUCCUCCAACCCAAAAUCGAUCGUGGCGAGCCGGAGGGUAGCUCGAUGAAGCAGUUGGCCAAGGAUCCUUAUAUUAUCGUGGCUGCUGGCGCCAUCACGAUUGGUAAUCUUGGAAUUGCCAUGCUUGAGCCCUCACUACCACUUUGGAUGAUGGAAUCGUGGCAGGCUGGGUCUUUUGAGAGGGGUAUCGCCUUCCUACCCGCUUCGAUCUCGUACCUUGUUGGGACGAAUAUUUUCGGGCCUUUGGCCCACAAGAUGGGACGAUGGUUAUCCGCCUUCAUCGGCCUCGUCAUCAUCGGCUUUUGCCUAUUGCUUAUUCCUUCGGCAACUUCAGUCGGAGGCCUGAUUAUCCCACAUCUUUUCAUGGGGUUCUCGAUUGGUAUGAUCGACGCAUCGAUGUUCCCAUUGAUGGGUCAUCUGGUGGACCUCCGCCACGUCGGUGUCUACGGCAGCAUUUACGCGAUAGCUGACGCGGCUUUCUGCUUUGCAUUUGCACUUGGGCCCUUCUUCUCUGGACCCUUGGUGCGGUCAGUGGGAUUCCCGACUAUGAUGUACAUAAUCGCGAUCAUCAACUUCAUCUACGCGCCGUUGAUGUUCAUGCUGAGGAGUCCACCGCCGAUUAUUCGGGAAAACGAGGCAAGUGCCGUAUCAAAUGGCGUGACGGCCCAACUCCCGGCUACUAAUGACAACUACCAAAAGAUUGAGGGAACCGAUGCGGCUCGGAUGCAGGGGUAUCAAUACGAAUAC